This is a messenger RNA of Dracunculus medinensis (Guinea worm), 786 nucleotides long. NCBI's taxonomy places the organism in Eukaryota, Metazoa, Nematoda, Chromadorea, Rhabditida, Dracunculidae. The record is from the annotation of a GenBank genome assembly.
AAAAGUGUAGUCAGUCAAAGGCCAACGAUAUAUCCAUUCUCGAAAUUGCUACGGAUGAGUAGUAGGAAGAGUCCGGAAAGGUCAAAAGGUCAAGUGAAAUAUUUAAGUCAAAAUGAAGCAAUCGCUAUAGAUCAAGAACUUUUCACUGAAUAUGGAUUUAGUGUUGAUCAGUUGAUGGAACUUGCUGGCUUGAGUUGCGCAAAUGCAGUCGUACGUCUUGCAAAUAAAUGCGACGAUAUAUUAGUGAUUUCAGGUCCUGGAAAUAAUGGUGGUGAUGGUUUAGUAUGUGCUCGACAUCUCAAAUUAUUCGGAUAUAAGCCAACAGUUUUGUAUCCAAAGCAAUCGAAAUCGGAUUUAAUGAGUCGAUUGAUAACUCAAAUUACAAAGAUGGAAAUACCUUUUAUCAAGGAAGAAUCUAUUCAAAAUCCAUCAGAUAUUGAAAAAAAUUUUUCAUUUAUUGUUGACGCAAUAUUCGGAUUCAGUUUCAUUCCACCGCUAAGACCACCAUUCGAUCGGCUUAUUGAUAUUGUUGCCAGAUGUAAAACACGCGUUCUUUCUAUCGAUAUACCAUCAGGUUGGCAUGUGGAAGAUGGACCGUCCGCUUUUAGUGUCGCUAUCAAACCAUAUGCGCUUAUAUCAUUGACCGCGCCAAAAAUGUGCGCGAAACACUUCGAUGGUACGCAUUUUCUUGGAGGCAGGUUUGUACCGAAUUCGCUAAUCGACAGAUAUUCGCUUAAUCUGCCGGAAUAUCCAGACUUUGAAUCGAUCAUGGUUUUAUCGAAAUAA